GAGCCCAGUGUUCCAGCCACAACAUUCCAGAAGAGCUCAGGGAAGGGCUGAGAUGGCCUUCUUCAACUUGUAUCUGUUGGGAUAUCAAAAUGCAUUUCGGGACAAAAAAAGACGCACAGCUGAAGAGAAAAAUCACAAGGAGCCCGGGCUGUCCAGGCUUCCUCCCAUUGUCUCGGAGAACAGGAAUUACUCUGUGCACCAGAACAGCCACACGAAGUACCACGAAGCUGUACGGAAGGUGUGGCUGAAGACGUUCCCCAAUCAGGUCUUCCGAGUCCCACUGACUGACGCGCAGAACUUCAGUUUCUGGCGGUCCCAGGACCCAGGAGUGCGCCCAGAGGAAACUAUGCCGUGGAUUCGGAGCCCAUGCCACUGUCUCAUUAAGAGCCCAAUGACCAGGUUUAUGGAUCACUCUAUUCUCAACGACAGAACCUUCAGUCUGUAUUAA
Molecule: messenger RNA, 448 nt
Organism: Ochotona curzoniae (black-lipped pika)
Lineage: Eukaryota; Metazoa; Chordata; Mammalia; Lagomorpha; Ochotonidae
Gene: SPMIP11
Product: testis expressed 49
Exons: 4
Coding region: 53-448 (131 amino acids)
Source: RefSeq, a predicted model, not a curated record